AUGGGGACUGAAAACUAUACAACUGUGACAGAGUUCAUUAUUCUGCGGUUAAGAGAGGAUACUACAAUUUGUGUCAUUUUAUUUAUUGUGUUUUCAGGAAUCUAUGUUGUCACCUUAAUGGGCAAUGUCAGCAUAAUCAUGAUAAUCAGAAGCAGCCCACAACUUCAUGCCCCAAUGUAUCUUUUCCUCUGCCAUUUGGCCUUCGUAGACAUUGGUUACUCCUCAUCAGUCACACCUGUGAUGCUCAUGGACUUCCUCACGGAAGAAACCUCUAUCCAUGUUGCUGGUUGUGUAGCCCAACUCUGUUCUACAGUCACAUUUGAGAUAGCUGAGUGCUUCCUGCUGGCUGUCAUGGGCUAUGACCGCUAUGUGGCCAUCUGCUCCCCACUGCUCUGCUCCACCCACGUGUCCCCCAGAAUCUGUACUCUCUUAGUGGGGAUGUGCUACCUAGGUGGAUUUGUGAAUGCUUGGACAUUUACUGGCUGUUUAUUAAGUCUAUCCUUCUGUGGACCAAAUAAAAUCAAUCACGUUUUCUGUGACUAUUCACCACUUCGGAAGCUUUCCUAUUCUCAUGACUUUACUUCUGAAAUAAUUCCAGCCAUCUCUUCCAGCUCCAUCAUUGUGGCCACUGUGUUUAUCAUUGUUCUGUCUUAUGUCGAUAUCCUUUUAUCAAUCCUAAAGAUCUACUCCACCAACAGGCACCACCAAGCCUUCUCCACCUGCACCUCCCACCUCACAGUGGUCACUCUGUUCUAUGGGACCACUGCAUUCAUUUCUGUGAUGCCCAAGUCAAGCUACUCAGCUGAACAAAACAAAGUGGUGUUUGUGUUCCACAUGGUGGUGAUCCCAAUGUUGAACCCCCUUAUCUACAGUCUGAGGAUCAAGGAAGUUAAAGAGCCUAUGAGAAAAUUGAUAGAACAUAUUGGUGGUCCUAAACUACAUUAUCUCAUGGAUUCCCUGUGGGAUGGAAACCACACGGCAGUGACAGGCUUCAUUCUACUGGGCUUAACUGAUGACCCCAUCCUUAAAGUCAUCCUCUUCAUGAUCAUCCUGUGUAUCUACCUGGUGACCAUAUCUGGUAACCUCAGCACAAUCAUUCUUAUUAGAAUCUCUUCUCAGCUCCAUCAUCCAAUGUAUUUUUUUCUGAGCCACUUGGCUUUUGCUGACAUAUGCUUUUCAACUUCUGUCACACCCAAUAUGCUUGUUAAUUUCCUGGUGGAGAGAAAUUCCAUCUCCUAUCAUGGAUGCUGCACACAGCUUAGUUCAACUGCUGUCUUUGGGGCAGUCGAAUGCUUCCUUCUGGCUAUCAUGGCAUAUGACCGCUUUGUGGCAAUAUACAAACCACUGCUUUAUUCAACCAAAAUGUCCACACAAGUCUGUGUUCAGUUCCUCGUAGUGGCUUACGUGGGUAGUUUUCUCAAUGCGUCCUCCUUUGCUAUUUGCUACUAUUUUUUAUUCUUCUGUGGACCAAAUCGAGUCAAUCAUUUUUUCUGUGAUUUUGCUCCUCUGGUUGAACUCUCCUGUUCUGAGAACAGUAUCCCUGUAGUUGUCCCCUCAUUUACAGCUGGCUCCAUCAUUUUGUUCACUGUGCUUGUCAUAGUUGUUUCCUACAUGUACAUUUUUGUAACCAUCCUGAAGAUGCGCUCCAAUGAGGGGCGCCACAAGGCCUUCUCCACUUGCACCGCCCACCUCACAGCAGUAAGUCUGUACUUUGGGACCGUCACAUUCAUCUAUGUGAUGCCCAAGUCCAGCUACUCAACGGAUCAGAACAAAGUGGUGUCCGUGUUCUAUAUGGUGGUGAUCCCCAUGCUGAACCCCAUCAUCUACAGCCUCAGAAACAGUGAGAUUAAGGGAGCUCUAAAGAGAAUGCUUGGUAGAAAAAUAUUUUCUCACUGA
Messenger RNA from Eptesicus fuscus (big brown bat), 1896 nucleotides. RefSeq lists its product as uncharacterized. The transcript is spliced from 2 exons. Gene Ontology annotation, cellular component: membrane. Gene Ontology annotation, molecular function: odorant binding; G protein-coupled receptor activity; olfactory receptor activity. The record is from RefSeq and is a predicted model, not a curated record. NCBI's taxonomy places the organism in Eukaryota, Metazoa, Chordata, Mammalia, Chiroptera, Vespertilionidae. Gene Ontology annotation, biological process: sensory perception of smell; G protein-coupled receptor signaling pathway. Bases 1 to 1896 code for a protein of 631 amino acids.